This is a messenger RNA of Olea europaea var. sylvestris, 1713 nucleotides long. RefSeq lists its product as uncharacterized. NCBI's taxonomy places the organism in Eukaryota, Viridiplantae, Streptophyta, Magnoliopsida, Lamiales, Oleaceae. The record is from RefSeq and is a predicted model, not a curated record. Gene Ontology annotation, cellular component: chloroplast. The coding region runs from base 157 to 1431 and encodes 424 amino acids. The transcript has 12 exons.
UACAGUUCUGAAUUGGAACUCGAUUGGACUGAUUGGGUCCUUUUUGUACAUUUAUCGCAACCCCAUAGGCUCGGAGCAGCACCUCCACCGUUAUCCACAAACUCCUCCUCCCUGCAAAAACCUCUCGUUCAAUUCCAUCACGAAACUGCGCCAAAGAUGAGCCGAGGAACAGAGCGGUUGCUGAAGAGCAUACAGAGGUUUGCCGACCUACAAUACAAGAUCUUCUCGCGCCGUUAUGGGCAUCUAGUCAUGGACAUUCUCGACUUCCCAGUGAAAGUGGUGCUUUCACCCUUCACUCUGCCCUUCGACAUUGCUGGCUCCGCCCCGCGUGGCUUUGGGGUUCCGGAAUUUAUCUCCAAGCUCUCUUACUCCGCCAUAUUUGCCAUUGCUACACUUGGGACUUAUGAUAUCGCAUUUGAGCUUGGUAAGAAGGUGCUGUGUCAGAGGAAUUGUAAGACCUGCAAUGGGUGGCAGGCGAUGCAGUGUACAAUGUGCAAAGGCUCAGGAAAGGUGCAGUACCAAGUGAAAGAUUAUAACUUGAGAAGUGGGGAGAAGGCAACAGCUGAAAGUAUUGCUGAUGCCAUUGCUGAUAACCGAGCUGAGUUGGUGCAUAUUCCUUCCACCCUUGACCUGCAUUUGCCCUUGCCAUCUAAAGAGUGCCCAACUUGUGAUGGAUCGGGGGUGAUGAAAUGCCCAGAAUGCAAAGGAAAGUUGCCUAUUAGGAUAUCUGCCGAUGAUAUAAUGGAGCCUCCAUGGAAAGCGUACAAUAUUUUGCGUAAGAUGGACUAUCCAUAUGAGCAUAUAGUUGACAGUAUGAAGGAUCCAAGCAUUGCUGCAUUUUGGUUGAUUACAUUACCUCAGAUUGUGGGAGGUUUUGAUUAUGAUGAAGAUGUCAAGCAGAAAAUUUGGUGGCAAUACAAGGAAUCCAUGCGGUAUGAUCAACUCCGAGAUGAAGUAGCCAAAAGAAAACCAGGGUGGGAAUAUUUGCAAGAGGCUUUAAUCUCCAUUGACCCCGUCCGUGCUAAGGAUGAUCCUGUUAUUGUGAAAAAUAUUCCAUGCUACAAAGCCAAGAAAGUGCUGGAGGCUGAAGUCAUGAAGCUUGAUCCUCCACCACGGCCUCAGAAUUGGGGGGAGUUGAACCUGCCGCUGAAUGCAUCUUCUUGGACUGAGGAGGACCUGAAAGAUUCAAAGAAGCUAUAUGAGAUGACUGUUCUUCUAAAUGCGCAAAGAGAAAUUGCUGAUAAAAUAUUGGAUACUCAGUGGGAAGCAAAAUGGCGCGAAGAAAAGUUGAAUGAGAUGCUGAAAGAGAGAGUCCAGCCAUACCUACAAAAUGUUGACAACAGUGUUCUUCCUCGGCCUAUAUUAUUGCAAACCCAGAGUAAUCAGGACCAAAAGAGAAAGCAGGGUCGAAGACGAUGGUGGUUGUUUUGAGAGCUUUUGUAAUGCUGAGUUCCUGAGUUUCUUGCUGAUGACGGCUCGGCCAAUUUUGUUCGUCAAUUUGUAUGUUGUAUUUAACUCUCGGAAACAAUUGGCUAUCCUUCUCUCGGAAUUCUUCGUGUUUUUUUAAUCUUUGUUGAUUAAAAAAGCAUGACAGAUUAUAAACCACAAAAUUGUUUGAUUGUUUUUUAUUUUUAUAUAAUGCGAUGUUUUAAAGGCAUGAUGUUGGUCUCGCCCUUGUUUACCCUGCGAAUAAUAAAAUGCCGCUUAUUUUUA